Cyprinodon tularosa is the source of this 1628-nucleotide messenger RNA. It is a transcript of the gene snai2, whose product is annotated as snail family zinc finger 2. The coding region runs from base 165 to 947 and encodes 260 amino acids. NCBI's taxonomy places the organism in Eukaryota, Metazoa, Chordata, Actinopteri, Cyprinodontiformes, Cyprinodontidae. Gene Ontology annotation, molecular function: RNA polymerase II cis-regulatory region sequence-specific DNA binding; DNA-binding transcription factor activity, RNA polymerase II-specific. The record is from RefSeq and is a predicted model, not a curated record. The transcript is spliced from 3 exons. Gene Ontology annotation, biological process: regulation of DNA-templated transcription.
AGCAACGACCCGCGGCACUGUUUCCAACAACGCAGCGACGCACUAUGACACUCCGCUGGACUUAAGCAAUAAGGAUUUCCGUCUUUACGCAACAAACUUUAAGCCUUGCAGAGUGUUUGCUGGUAGAGUAAAAGUUUGCGAAAGUUACCCUCUUGUUUUCCAAGAUGCCACGCUCUUUUCUGGUCAAGAAGCACAUAAACUCCACUAAGAAGCCAAAUUACAGUGAGCUCGAAAGCCCAACAGUGUUCAUCACCCCGCACUUCUACAAGGGCCUCCCCCUGUCCGUCAUCCCGCAGCCGGAGAUCCUGAGCCCGCCCGCCUACAGCCCCAUCACCGUGUGGACCACCAGCAGCCUGCCGCUGUCCCCGCUGCCCAGCGACCUCUCCCCCAUCUCCGGAUACCCAUCGUCUCUGUCUGACACCUCCUCCAAGGACCACAGCGGCUCAGAGAGCCCCAGGAGCGAUGAAGAUGAGCAGAUGCUCGCAAAACUGACGGAUCCCAGCGGGGUGGAUGUGGAGAAGUUUCAGUGCGCUCUGUGCAGCAAAUCCUACUCCACCUACUCUGGACUGCUGAAGCACAAGCAGCUGCACUGCGAUGCCCAGGCGAGAAAAUCAUUCAGCUGUAAAUACUGCGAGAAGGAGUACGUCAGUUUAGGAGCUCUUAAAAUGCACAUCAGGACUCACACCUUGCCUUGCGUUUGCAAGAUAUGCGGGAAAGCUUUUUCAAGACCAUGGCUGCUCCAGGGGCACAUCAGGACGCACACUGGCGAGAAGCCUUUCUCCUGCCCACACUGCAACCGGGCGUUUGCAGACAGGUCCAACCUUAGGGCUCACCUACAGACCCAUUCGGAUGUGAAAAAAUACCAAUGCAAGAACUGCUCCAAAACCUUCUCCAGGAUGUCUCUUCUGCACAAGCAUGAGGAAUCUGGCUGUUGUACAGCUCACUGAACUGGGAAUACAUUUCUGUGCCUUUAGUAGCUUUUUUUUCUUCCCCCAAAAAACUGCAGGAAAGGUGUCAGGGAAUUACAACAGCUAUCGCAGAACGCACAGGUGGUCCAAUUCAUUUCAAACUGAGAAAUAGCUCAGAUAUCACGUUUUUCUUUUUUUUCUUUUUCCAAUCAGCGCUCCUGAUUGCAAUCUGUUGAGCUCCUAUGGAAUAUACUAACCUACCUGUGCUUUUCAUGCACUUUCUGCUUGUUCAGAAAGUUUUCCAGGCCUUUACAAUGUUAUCUCUUCAGUGUUUGUCCCAACUUUUUUACACAAGCAUUAACCAAAAGCUGCCAUAUUAUUGGCAGUGUGACUGUAAACCAAUGUAAUACUAAAGCCAUUGCUACAUAGGGAACAAGUGCAAACUUAAAUGUAAGGAGAGUAUCAUUAACUUUUGCACAGUCUGUAGAAACAGCUGGCCAGCACUCUGAUAUAGCAGAACAAGUGCCUCACUUUUACUCUGCAACCUUAUGUAUUUUUCAGCCAAAGGGUGCCUUUUUUAUACAUAUUUUUAUAUAUUGAAUGUAAGUGUGACUGAGAUGAUUGUACAUUAACAGUGAAAGCUGUGAUGCUGAAUGAUUUUGAUAUUUUCACAUUUUUUUAUGACACUUUUAAAAAUAAAAGAUGUUUUUGUAUAAAUCC